Messenger RNA from Ostrinia furnacalis (Asian corn borer), 993 nucleotides. RefSeq names its product Sys1 golgi trafficking protein (gene Sys1). Gene Ontology annotation, cellular component: Golgi membrane; trans-Golgi network. Lineage: Eukaryota; Metazoa; Arthropoda; Insecta; Lepidoptera; Crambidae. The transcript is spliced from 4 exons. The record is from RefSeq and is a predicted model, not a curated record. The coding region runs from base 223 to 714 and encodes 163 amino acids. Gene Ontology annotation, biological process: protein localization to Golgi apparatus; Golgi to endosome transport; Golgi to plasma membrane protein transport.
GACAUGACAAUCAUCUGUGAUUCGAACAAAAAUAUUCCUCGAAUAUUACGCGAUUCUCCAGUUUUCUGCAUCAUUUUACUAUAAACAAAGAUCCUUAUGUUUAAAUUUAUUCAGCUGAAAUACUCGCUGACAAAAACACACAGUUGGUUGCUCACCUAAGUUGACGCGUGUGAAAUCAGUCAAGCUUAACUGAGUGGCUGUUCUUAAUUUAAUUUGGUAAAGAUGUCGAAAAUAAAGAAGCUUACGGGCUCGUUCCGCUAUACGCAAUGGGACCCGUGUCUAAUUGUCUCCCAGAUAGUGGCAAUGCAGUCUCUGUUGUACCUCUCUCUGUGCCUCAUCAUGGCUAUCAUGCAGGAUUUGACUGACUCGACCAGAACGCUGGACCACAUAUUCGAGUAUCAUGAGAUCCAUGUGAAAGAUAAUGAGGGCAGGUCGGUGAUAACAGCGUUCGUGCUAAACGCAAUCAUCGGAGCUUGUGCCCUUUGGACGAUUGUGGGCAGGACCAAACUAUGCUUAGAUUUUAGUUGCACUUUUUACGGCAUUCAUCUCAUCGUCUGCUGGAUGUACAACGGAACAUUCCCCACAACAUUCUCCUGGUGGACUCUAAACGUAGCUUGCGCAGCUAUAAUGUGUGUCACCGGAGAGUUCCUGUGUCUCCGAACGGAGUUGCAAGCAAUACCGUUGAGUAACAUAGGUGCUAAAGUGGAUUUAUGAAAAUUAGCUCGUUCAGGACUCUACAGUGACUUUAAAACUCAGAUCUCGAACCUUGUGGGACUUCACACGAAACUGCGAGCGAAGACUGUAAUGUAGUGUAGAUAUUGCUGCGCCAAAUUUAUGUUUCGUGAAUAAAUUAAUUAAUAUGUUGUUGAAUGAGUAAAAUUACUAAAUUAGAUUUAAGGUCUAAAUUGUAAGAUGCUUUGUUACUUAUUUUUCUAGAAAGGAAGCAAAUGCUAAUAAAUUUCAAGUGCUAGAUACUAUUUAUUGACAAAAUGA